Triplophysa dalaica is the source of this 3099-nucleotide messenger RNA. It is a transcript of the gene trip10a, whose product is annotated as thyroid hormone receptor interactor 10a. NCBI's taxonomy places the organism in Eukaryota, Metazoa, Chordata, Actinopteri, Cypriniformes, Nemacheilidae. Gene Ontology annotation, molecular function: protein binding. The record is from RefSeq and is a predicted model, not a curated record. Gene Ontology annotation, biological process: signal transduction. The transcript has 15 exons. The coding region runs from base 201 to 1952 and encodes 583 amino acids.
GCGCGAUCCAGUUGAUCCCUCGCGCUUUGCAACAGAAAUGAUGUUCGCCAGCUCAAAGUAGCUCAAACCGAUGACUCUGUUUAUACUCGUCCUGUGAAUGUGAACAAAAGAAAUGACUCGAUUUCUUUGAUGCUUUAAACAUCUGUUACUCGUGAUCUGGGAUAACUUUUCACACAGUGGAGUGUUACGAAGAGCCGAACAUGGAUUGGGGAACAGAGCUUUGGGACCAAUAUGACAUCAUUGACAAACAUACACAAUCUGGGCUGGACCUGGUGGAGAAAUACGUGAAGUUUGUGAAGGAGCGAACAGAGAUUGAACAAAACUAUGCAAAGCAGUUACGAAAUUUAACCAAGAAAUACAGCCCUAAACGAGGCAGCAAAGAGGAGCAGGAAUGCAGGUUCUCCAAUCACCAGGCUUUUUUGGACAUCCUUAAUGAGCUGAACGACUAUGCAGGUCAGAGGGAGGUGAUCGCUGAAAACAUGAUGAUCAACAUCUGCAUCGAGCUCACCAAAUACUUACAGGAUCUUAAACAGGAGCGCAAGAUGCAUCUGAUAGAAGCCAAGAAAGCACAGCAGUCUCUGGAGGGCACCUACAAGCAGCUGGACAAUAGUAAAAAGCGCUUCGAGAGGGAAUGGAGAGAAGCGGAGAAAGCUGCACAGUACGCUGAGAAAACCGACCAGGACCUCAACGCCACCAAAGCCGACGUGGAGAAGGCUAAAAACCAGGCACAUAUGCGCACGCACAUAGCGGAGGAGUGCAGGAACGACUACGCUUCACAGCUGCAGAAGUACAACAAAGAACAGAGCAGCUUUUACUUCACAGACAUGCCUCUUAUUUUCAACAAACUGCAGGACACUGAUGAAAGACGAAUCAAAAAACUCUCGGAAGGCUACGCCCUGUUUGCAGACACCGAGCGCCACGUCAUGCCCAUCAUCGGGAAGUGUCUGGAGGGAAUCACCAGAGCUGGCGCGAAUAUCAACUCGAAAAACGACUCGAUGGUCCUCAUCGAGCAACAUAAGUCAGGCUUUGAGAGACCAGGAGAUCUUGACUUUGAGGAUUACAGUCAGGGCAUUAACCGUGCCUCCUCGGAAAGCAGUCUCGGCACUCCCAAAGGUCCCCUGGAGCUGCUGAGCAAGAACAGGAACAAAACCUUCCGGUUGUUCAAUAAGAAGACCAAGCUUCCCUCAUCUACGCUCAGUCCUUUCUCCACCCCCCCCACACCCUCGCCCGCUAACGGACCCCCUUCCCCCAAGUUUGGCCGGGACCCCCUGUCGUACUGUUUGAAGGAAAUCAAUAAGACAGUCAAACCCAGAAUCUCUUCCUUCCGGACCCUCAAGAAAACGUCCGUGGACGCAGAGGGCUUCACCCAUCUCCCUCCAGAGCAGCGCAGGAAACGCUUACAGCAGAAGAUCGAUGACAUCAGCAAGGAGCUGCAGAAGGAAGUAGAUCAGAGCGAGGCUCUGGGCAAGAUGAAAGAUGUGUAUGAAAAGAACCCUCAGAUGGGAGAUCCUGCCAGUUUGGCCCCUCAGAUCGCUCAGACGGCACAAAACAUGGAAAGACUGAGAGGAGAACUCAACAAAUAUGAGUGCUGGCUCACUGGAGCAGGGGGCCGCGGAGACUCCAUACGAUACUCGACACACUCGCUGAAUAACAACGGCGCACACAACCACAACAGUCUUGGAGCUCUCUCAGAUGAGACCGACCCCUCCCAGGCCAUCUACACUGAGUUUGAUGACGACUUUGAGGGAGAGGAUCUGGCCGCACCUAUUGGUCAAUGCACAGCGCUCUACAAUUUCCCAGGCUCCAGCGAGGGGACCAUAUCUAUGCAGGAAGGGGAGGUGCUCUUCGUAGUGGAGGAGGACAAGGGCGACGGAUGGACGCGGGUGCGCCGGAACAACGGGGAUGAGGGCUACAUCCCGACUUCAUAUGCCAACAUCACACUUAAUAAAUGACAUCAUCUUUCCAUUUAUUGCAGCAGAGAUGCACUAUACCAAACACUAGCUUCACAUUCGCAGUCCCAACAUUUACGUCCCAACUUGGCUAGCUGCCCCUCUUAGAAAGAGAGUUUAAGGGGAAGCUAAUACACUCAUUCCCUUAAAAACAAGUGAAUUUCUCAGGGUGCGUUUUGUGUCGGUAUUUGAGAAAGUUGGAAUAAUUUGUCUCAGUACUUGACCUACAUGAAAAACAGUGCAUCAGGGUCCACAACCUAUUUGAUCAACAGACACGCCAUUUCUUCUGGAUCGUCCACGGCUUCCACAAACAUCAGAAGUCAUUUGAACGUUCUGGAGCAAAAUUUCUUACACCAUCUCUGCUGACAGACAUUCAGAAAGCCCUCCCGCCUCUUGUGUGAAACACCAUCGCAACUUGGAAGUAUUUGCUCUGAUGAUCUGAGUGGCAAAAAUUGACAUUUUAUAGUUGAAACAUGCAUAUGCUUUUCUGUGUGCAUUAACAUUGGUCUGAAUGCCACAUCCGGGAGUCGAUAAGACCAUACAUUAAUGUAUAUAGAAACCUCGAGGAAUACCAUUCAAGUAAUAAGUUGUUGCCAUUUUUCUAAUAAGACUGUUACACAAAUACACAAGAUAAACCGACUCUACAGUAUAAAAUAAAGACAAUCAAAGCCAUCUCGGAAUCGACAGAAAAAAGUCAAAGUUCUCUUGUCUAAAAUAUAUAGAAAAGUUGUUUUGAAAGAAUAUAAUUUAUUGAGUAUAUAAAUAAGUGUAUAUUAAAUGAUAAACCAAAUCACGUUUUAAGAGCUGCAUAUGUUUUUUUUUCCAGAUAGGUCAACAGAGUAUGCUCACAACUGAAAGCAACAAACUUUUUUGGCAACUAGGAUUUAAAAUAAUAUAUUUUAGGCAUCACAACACCACUAUUGUCUUACUAGCUUUUUAUUCUUGACGAAUAAAGAUUGUAUAGUUAAAAAAAGAUUUAUGGGGUACAGCCUCUGUGUCCUACAUUUGUUUUGUUUUUGAUUGAGCCCAAGACCAAGACAGAAUUGUUUGUUUAGCUAAGUCAAGGUGCCUUCAACUCUGUGUAUAUACCAUUAUUCAGAAUACACUAUUUUAUUGUCUAUAUAAAUGUCAAGCACAUUUCCCAAGUUCA